AUAACCACCGGCUCUUGCUUUUCGUCUAGGACUCCAUCCUUCCUUGGUUGGACAGACAAAGGCGUCUGGUCGCAUCCAAGAUGCAGAUUUUCGUCAAGACCCUCACGGGCAAGACCAUCACCCUCGAGGUUGAGUCCUCGGACACGAUCGACAAUGUCAAGGCCAAGAUCCAGGAUAAAGAAGGCAUCCCGCCCGACCAGCAGCGUCUGAUCUUCGCCGGAAAGCAGCUUGAAGACGGCCGCACGCUGAGCGACUACAACAUUCAAAAGGAGUCGACCCUUCAUCUCGUCCUCCGCCUCCGUGGUGGCGCGAAGAAGCGCAAGAAGAAGACGUACACCACCCCCAAGAAGAUCAAGCACAAGCGCAAGAAGGUCAAGAUGUCGAUCUUGAAGUACUACAAGGUCGACCCCGACGGCAAGAUCAAGCGCCUGCGUCGCGAGUGCCCCAAUGCCGAGUGCGGUGCUGGUGUCUUCAUGGCCUUCCACAAGGACCGUCAGUACUGCGGCAAGUGCGGUACCACCUACCACUUCACCCCUGGCACCCGUCCCCCCGCAUAAGUGCCUUUAGAUCAUGUAGUGUAAUGGUGUAUGGCGACGAUGUGCUAUCAUGCCAUGCAAUCCAUGCGUGUGUGCAACCGAGCCGUGAAUCGUAUGCAUUGUCUGCAAUUUCCGACCGAUCGGACCGUUUCUCACUAUCAGAAUGAUUUCUGUUGAACAUCGAAAGUAAAGCUAUUAAAUACAUUCUAGCAUGUACACUAUCCACGAUGGAGAACCAGGGCGCCCAUGAGAUCCAACCACCUUUCCGCUCAAGCAAAGAGACGUUAGACGGCUCUCACACAUCAAAUGUGUGUGCCCUCCGGUCGGUCACUGCUAUGGGGCUCGGUGGCAUGGAGGGUCCACGGGAGCCAUGUGCCCUGUCCGUCGUUGUCAUCGCAGGCAUCGAGUACUGCCUCGCCGGGCGUCCGCCGUCGAUCGAGCCCGAUAUCCGCGGGGGGUCGUACUUGCCCUCCUUGAUGGGGAGCAUAUGCUCCUUGUGGACGGGGCCUUCGCGCGUCGCCGUCGGGGUCGCGACCCACUCCCUCUUCUCGCGCUCGAGCUCCUGGUGUGUCCACGCGCCGGUUGCCGCGGCGGUGACCAUCGCCCAGAGCCAAGGGAUGCCGUAGCAGACGCCGUAGGCGGUGUCGACGCCCGCGAAGCGCGAGACGGCGAUGAGGACCGCGCCGACGACGAGGCCGGUGAUACCCCAGAGGAGCGCGGUGUAGCGAAUGAGCCGUCGGAUAACGAUGGAUUCCUCAUAGCGUAGGCGCCAUGCUUGGCGGAACUCCGUGCAGCCGCCGCCGUCGACGGCGACGACGUCUUCGACGAAGCAAUAGGUGAGGGGCGGGAGGGGUUCCCAUUUGGGGAAGGAGGAGACGCGGGCGGGCAGGCAGAUGCUAUGUGGGAAGAGGCCGGUGAUCAAGAGGGGAAGGGUCAGGGUGAGGAUCACGCAUGGGAGGGCGAGCGCGACUAUGCGCGGGUCCGCCGGCGACACGGAGGAUCCGAUGAUGAGUGGGAUGAAGAAGGCAGCCAUGCAGAGGCUGAGGAUGACUUGGAAGUAGUCAACGCCCCACCGCCCGGCGCCGAUAGGACGAUGAUUGUUCGCAUCCUUGUUGAAGUACAGAUACCACAUCCUGGUAGCAAACUUGUACCCGCUCACGGAGCCGAUGAGGCUCGUGAUAAUGGCGAGGUUCUUCGUUGUGCUCAGAUGGGCGCCCCAGCGCAGUGAGAAGAAAAGGAUGAGCGGGAGCACGCCAGCCUCGACGAAAAGCAGUGUCGCCCAUAAAAGUAUCUUUCUCUCGCGCUUGUGCUCCUUGAUGGUGUAGUUCAGGGGGGGUGGAGCACUUUCGAAGAUGGUGAAGUUCGAGUCAUCCGCGGUGUGCGCAGUGGCGGUCGGUGAUGAUCGCCGGGGCAUCUUGGUCUUCUCGUUGAACUGGUCAGAGAGGGUCGGGUCGGGGCUGGCGGUCGUGGUGGCCCGCGUGUCGAAAUCGGGACCGUUGCCGGGCUGGGCGUGCGGGUUCUGCCGCUCGGGCAUGGAGUGCAGCUUGGACUAGGCCCCUUGGCGGAGAUAUGCGAUGAGAUGGGUGGUGGUCGUAAACGGUCGUAACGUCGAGCAGAUCGAGCGAGGCGGUC
Molecule: messenger RNA, 2168 nt
Organism: Punctularia strigosozonata HHB-11173 SS5
Lineage: Eukaryota; Fungi; Basidiomycota; Agaricomycetes; Corticiales; Punctulariaceae
Product: ubiquitin-domain-containing protein
Exons: 6
Coding region: 81-557 (158 amino acids)
Biological process (GO): modification-dependent protein catabolic process; translation; protein ubiquitination
Cellular component (GO): ribosome; cytoplasm; nucleus
Molecular function (GO): protein tag activity; structural constituent of ribosome; ubiquitin protein ligase binding
Source: RefSeq, a predicted model, not a curated record